UCAAGCAUUCUGGCACUAGAAAACAAAGAGUUCUGUGGCUUUUUAACAGAUAGAAAUCUUUUAGUUUUGUUUCAUGGAAAGCUCGAAAGGACCACAGAAUAAGACCUCAAUGGCUGACAUACUUGAUCAAAGCUCUUGUUCUGUUUGUCAGGCUAUCCUGAGAAUGUCUCAUGAGGGUUUAUAUUUGAGCAGUUGUAGAAUUCAUUCUUCUUCUCAGAUAAAACAGAGUAUCCUGUUUUCGACCGAGUGUAAAGCUUUGGAAAAACAAAAUGUGUUGCCGCAAGUGCAUGGUGAACAUCGUCAAAAUGAAAGCAUUCUUGACCAUGUAAAAGGAAAGGAAGAAAGCCAUGUGAGGAUGAAUGACACGAUAGAGAGUGAAAGAGAGUACGGUCCAGAGCAAUGCUUUUUAGCCUCUUCUCUAUACUAUGGAGGACCUGAUGUGCUCUCACACAUUCCCAAUAACAUGAAGGGUGGACAAAGUGAGGUGACAGUAAAGGAACUGGAAGAGGCCAUGAAUCCAUUUCAUCUAGAAUACACAACUAGAGGAAAUUGGUGGGGAGGUUCCUUUGACUAUUAAAAACAAAGGAGCUCCAAUGUUCAACAGAUCCUUUGAAGAACUAUUUCAGAAAGCUAACCAAAGAAGAACAGGCAUCAUUUUGAAGAAAAAGGAAAAUUCUGGGGUUGAACGUGUAAAGGGCUAUAUUUAAUCAUCAAUAUAACGCCCCAAUGAAUAUUUUUCUGGUUGCGGUGGUUAGUGGUUAGUUUAAAUGUGAAAUUGAUUUCU
Cryptomeria japonica (Japanese cedar) is the source of this 784-nucleotide messenger RNA. RefSeq lists its product as uncharacterized. The transcript is spliced from 6 exons. Bases 74 to 577 code for a protein of 167 amino acids. Lineage: Eukaryota; Viridiplantae; Streptophyta; Pinopsida; Cupressales; Cupressaceae. The record is from RefSeq and is a predicted model, not a curated record.